GCUUAUCUGAGUGGUGAUGUGUUGAUCUGAUAUAUAUAAGUCAAAGACACCUCGACCGCCGCCUAAGGCUUGGGAUAUACUACACAACCAUUAAACAACAUCAGCCUCAUACAUCGCCAACAAGAUGGCGGACCAGAUGGCAUUCCUCCUUUUCGGAGACCAGAGUCUCGACACUCAUGGCUUCCUAGCCGACUUUUACAGACAAGGGAACCCGAGUGUUCUCUCAAAGGAAUUCCUCCGACUAGCCGGCGAUGCCCUAAGAGAUGAGAUAGACAGACUACCUCGAGAAGAACGACGAAAGGUCCCGAUAUUCAGAACACUACAACAGCUCAACGAGCGAUACCACGCACAACCCAUUAAGUUUCCAGGAAUCGAUAGCGCCCUAUUAUGUAUAGCACAGCUAGCACAUUAUAUCGACCGCUCCGAGAAGGAACACGGAGAUGUUACCGACAAGAAGAACACGAAACUUUCCGGUCUUUGCACAGGUCUCUUCGCGGCAACCGCUAUCGCGUCGAGCCCCUCGCUCUCCACCCUUCUCCCGAUCGCCGUCCAAACCGUCUUGAUGGCAUUUAGGACAGGAUCCCACGUGGCUUCGUUAGCAGAAAGACUUAGCCCAUCAACUGACAAGUCGGAAAGUUGGACGUAUGUUCUACCUGCCGCUCAGGAAGCGGAGGCAAAGUCUAUUCUCGCAGAGUUCCAUAAGGAAGAGGGAAUUUCACAAGCUUCACACGCAUAUGUGAGCGCCGUUUCCGCGAAUAACAUCGCGAUAUCUGGUCCGCCAGCUACGCUGCGGUCUUUGUUUAGCAAAGAUUUGUUUGAAUCUAGACCCACAGCCAUCCCAGUAUAUGGCCCAUACCAUGCUCCACAUCUGCAUGGUCUCGUCGACAUUAGGAAGAUGCUGAGGCUUGACGAUGAGGCUGUUACCGCGGCAUUGGUAGGAUCAAAACCCGAGAGCGUAGUUAUGUCCUGCGUCACUGGUUUACCAUUCCCCGAGACGGAUACCAAGUCACUUCUAACGGCUGUGGUUCACGAGAUCCUCAAUGAAGCCCUAAUUUUCCACAAGACUCUAAGCGGAAACGCUGAUGAGGCGCGGGGAUUCAAGGGAUCCCGUAUUUUAGUGAUUCCAUUUGGCCCAACGCAGGCUGCCAGUACCUUGGCCAAUGUCUUGCGAUCACAGACUCAGGCAGAAGUUAUUCUGAGGCCGCCGCCUCAAGUUUCUCGUGAAACUACGGCAACAUCCAUCGGAAAUCAUGGAUCGUCUGGCAACUGCAAGCUUGCGAUUGUUGGUAUGGCAGGUCGCUUUCCAGACUCGGCUAGUCAUGAGGCACUCUGGGAGCUUCUUGAAAAGGGUAUAGACGCUCAUCGUGUUGUGCCUGCGGAUCGGUUCCCGGUUGAAACUCACUAUGACCCGACUGGAAAGGCAAUCAACACAAGCCACACGCCUUACGGUAACUGGAUUGAGAACCCCGGUCAUUUCGACCCGCGGUUUUUCAACAUGUCGCCUCGGGAGGCUUUUCAAACUGAUCCUAUGCAGCGGAUGGCUUUGACCACUGCUUAUGAAGCCCUUGAGAUGUCCGGCUAUGUUCCCAACCGGACACCAUCGACAAGGUUAGACCGCAUCGGAACCUUCUAUGGCCAGACAUCUGAUGACUGGCGAGAGAUCAACGCCGCCCAAGAGGUUGAUACAUAUUACAUUACAGGAGGCGUGAGAGCCUUCGGACCGGGUCGAAUCAAUUACCACUUUGGUUUCAGUGGUCCCAGUCUGAACAUCGACACAGCUUGUUCAUCUAGUGCCGCCGCUCUUCAGGUCGCUUGCACGUCCCUUCGAGCGAAGGAGUGCGACACAGCUAUUGUCGGCGGUCUCUCCUGUAUGACAAACUCGGACAUUUUCAGCGGAUUGAGCCGAGGCCAGUUUCUCAGUAAGGAACAUAACUGCAACACAUUCGACAAUGACGCAGAUGGAUAUUGCCGCGCCGAUGGCUGUGCUUCAGUCAUCGUGAAGCGGCUCGACGAUGCAAUUGCCGACAAAGACAACAUUCUCGCAGUUAUCCUCGGCGCCCAAACCAACCAUUCAGCGGACGCUAUUUCUAUCACACAUCCGCAUGGGCCGACACAAUCCAUCCUUUCUUCAGCUAUCCUAGAUGAAGCCGGUGUCGAUCCUCUUGACGUGGAUUAUGUAGAAAUGCAUGGCACUGGCACUCAGGCUGGUGAUGGAACUGAAAUGGUGUCCGUCACCGACGUUUUCGCUCCGGCUAACCGGCACAGACCGGCUGACAGACCUCUCUACCUUGGCGCUGUGAAAGCGAACGUAGGUCACGGUGAAGCUGCGUCCGGUGUUACUGCUCUUAUUAAGGUCUUGAUGAUGCUCCGAAAGAAUGCCAUUCCACCACAUAUUGGCAUUAAGAAGGAGAUCAACAAGACUUUUCCAUCAGAUCUUGGAGCGCGCGGCGUAAACAUCGCGUUUCACAAGACACCAUUCACCAGGAAGGACGGGAAGCCGAGACGAGUUUUCGUCAACAACUUCAGCGCUGCUGGUGGUAACACUGGUCUUCUGCUUGAAGAUGGUCCUCGCUACAAGACUGCUACUUUGGAUCCUCGUACCCAGCAUGUUAUCACCGUCACUGCCAAGUCGAAGGCUGCUAUGAUCCGAAAUGCUGAAAAUCUUGUCAAAUGGAUGGAAGAGAACCCUUCUACUUCUGUUUCUCACGUCGCAUACACUACGACUGCUCGUAGGAUCCAACACUAUUGGCGUAUGAACGUGACGGCCUCUAGUCUUAUUGAAGCCCAAGAAGCAAUCAAGGAACGCCUAAAGUCUAACUUUGUCCCUGUCUCCCCUGAACAACCUAAGGUUGCAUUCCUAUUCACGGGUCAGGGUUCUCACUACGCUGGUCUCGGUAGGGAUCUUUACGCACACUAUUCCAUUUUCCGCCAGGCUAUUAAUGAAUACGACCAACUCGCUCGUAUUCAUGGUUUCCCAUCCUUCAUCCCUCUCAUCGAUGGCACAGAGCCCGAAGUGCAGAAGCUCUCUCCUGUAAUUGUCCAAUUGGGCUUGGCUUCUUUCGAGAUGGCUCUAGCCAAGCUUUGGAUGUCCUGGGGCAUUCAACCUAGUGCCGUCCUCGGUCACAGCUUGGGCGAGUACGCGGCUCUCCAUGUCGCCGGCGUUUUGUCUGCUAGCGAUACCCUCUACCUAGUUGGCGCUCGUGCUGAGCUCCUUGUCGAGAAGUGCACUGCUGGUACUCACGCGAUGUUGGCCGUUCAAGGCUCUGUUGAGACUGUUACAGAGGCGCUUGGCGACCGUGCAGCAACAACCAACAUUGCUUGCAUCAAUGGUCCGCGAGAGACAGUUCUCAGUGGUACCUCUACAGAGGUAGCUGAGAUUGCCGAGCAACUUGGCAAUGCUGGUUUCAAGUGCACACAACUCAAGAUACCUUUCGCUUUCCACUCUGCCCAGGUUGAACCAAUUCUGGAUGAGUUUGAGCAGCUCGCCCGCUCAGUUCACUUUCAUGAGCCCAAGGUGCCAGUUAUUUCUCCCCUUCACGGCAAGCUACUUGAUGGUGAGCCGAUCAACCCUACCUACCUUCGCAACCAUGCCCGCGACGCUGUCAAUUUCCUUGGUGGCCUUGUUUCCGCUCAACAAUCUGGCGUUAUUGAUGAGAAGACGGCCUGGCUCGAGGUUGGCCCACACCCCGUGUGUGCUAACAUGGUUAAGGCAGCCUUCGGGGCUACGACAAUUGCUGUACCAACUCUGCGCCGCAAUGAGGCUACCUACAAGACUCUCAGUGCAACUCUAUGCACACUUCACUCCGCUGGCUUGAACCUUGACUGGAACGAGUUCCAUCGCGACUUUGACGUGUCAGUACGUCUUUUGGACCUACCGACCUACUCUUUUGACUUGAAGAACUACUGGCUGCAGUACACUGGCGACUGGUGUAUUACUAAGAACCGGGGCGCAUUGGCUGCUCCUAAGGCUAUCGAGCCAGCCAGGCCGAAAUUGUCCACUACUAGCGUCCAGAAGAUCACUAAGGAAGAAGUCAAGGGCGAUGUUGCUAUUCUUGAGACUGAAUCCGAUCUAGCUGAAGAAAACCUUCGAAAGAUAUGUCUUGGCCAUCGUUGUAACGGUGUCUGUUUGACUCCAUCGACUCUCUACGCUGAUAUGGCCGAGACCAUCUGCGAGUAUGCCUAUCAGCUCCUUCGUCCGGAUGUUAAGGAUAUUGGUAUGAAUGUCGCCCACAUGGAAGUUACCAAGACUCUUCUUUUCGACGCCAAGGCAUCGAGUCAAGUAUUGCGGAUGGAAGUCAAGGCCAAUGCUGCUGAGAAUGUGGCUGAUAUUACUUUCUUGACCGGUGAAGGUGCCAAGAAAACUGAGCAUGCUGUCUGCAAAGUUUACUACGGCAAUAAGCAAGACUGGCUGGAUGAAUUCGAACGUGUCAACUACUUGAUCAAAGGACGUAUUGACGCGCUCAAAGCUGCCGAGGAGCGCGGCGAGGCUUCGAAGGUCGGCCGAGGUAUUGCUUACAAGCUCUUUACUGCACUUGUGGACUACGCUCCUCAAUACCAAGGCAUGGAAUCUGUCAUCUUGAACAGCGAAACCUGCGAGGCAAGCGCCAAGGUUGUGUUCCAAACUUCGUCAGAAGACGGUACCUUCCGUACCCCUCCAUACUGGAUCGACUCAGUCUGUCACAUCUCUGGCUUCAUCGUAAACGGUACCGAUGCUGUUGAUUCACGUGAGCAAGUCUUCAUUUCCCAUGGUUGGGGUAGUAUGAGGUUUGCCGAGCGACUCGAUCGCUCCAAGUCAUACCAGACCUACAUUCGCAUGCAGCCUGUCAAGGGUACCAAGAUGAUGGCUGGUGAUGCUUACAUCUUUGAUGGAGAUAAACUCAUUGCUGUCGGCGGCGACAUUCGCUUCCAGUCCAUCCCCCGCAAGGUCCUCAACGUCGUUCUCCCCAACCCUAACGCUGUUGCUGCUCGACCCGCCCCAGCUGCCAAACCUGUGGUCGCCAAAGCCCCUGCGAAAGAGAAGAAGCAAGUGACUAAGUCUAAUCUUCCAGCCGUCAACAAGAAAUUGGCCCAGACCUCCGUUGUUUCCCAAGUAAUGGAAAUCGUUUCGAAGGAGACUGGUGUCAGCCAUGAUGAGUUAGCGGAUAACAUCGCCUUCGCUGAUCUUGGUGUCGAUUCUCUGAUGGGUCUUACUAUUAGCGGCCGUCUUCGUGAGGAACUCGAGCUUAACAUUGAUUCUCACGCCUUCAAUGACCAUGCCACUAUUGGCGCCUUCAAGAAAUUCCUCGCUCAGUUUGAAACCGCAGCACCCGCUGUCGUUCCGGAGUCUAGUGGUUCCAGUGGCACGUCCGACAGUGACGACGAUAUCGAGUCGGACUCUGAGGUCACCACGCCUGGCGAGAGUGACAAGGGUUCAGUGAAGGAAGAUUCGGCGCCGGGUGACUCUGGAAGCAACAGCGAGCUUCAGCAGAUCGUGCGUGACACCAUUUGCGCUGAGAUGGGUGUCGAGGUCGAGGAAGUGAUUGCUGCUCCUGAUCUAGCUGCAUUAGGCAUGGACUCGCUAAUGAGCUUGUCUAUCCUCGGUAUCCUUCGUGAGAAGACUGGCCUUAGCAUCCCCGCUGAUCUCCUGGGCCACAACCCAUCCCUUAAAGAUAUUGAGCGGACGCUUGGUAUCGAGGACAAGCCUAAGCGUGCCGCACCCGCACCUAAGCCCACUGCUACAAAGACCAAGAAGACCGAGACCAAGACGAUCACCAAGACUGAGACCGUGACCGUUACUAAAUCGUCAGUUCCUGACGCCUACCCUCACCGGAAGGCAACAUCCGUCCUUCUCCAAGGCAACCAUCGCACUGCCACUAAGCAGCUCUUCAUGAUCCCUGACGGAAGUGGCAGCGCUACAUCCUACACGGAGAUCUCGGAGCUUGGCCCAGAUGUUGCUGUUUGGGGUAUGUUCUCACCUUUCAUGAAGACCCCUGAGGAAUACAAGUGUGGUGUGUACGGGAUGGCGACCAAAUUCAUCCAUGAAAUCAAGCGUCGUCAGCCUGAAGGCCCCUAUGCUGUCGCCGGUUGGUCGGCAGGUGGAGUGAUUGCAUAUGAAAUCGUCAACCAACUUACCAAGGCCGGAGACGAAGUUUCUAACCUUAUCAUUAUUGACGCUCCAUGCCCCAUCACUAUUGAGCCUCUGCCAGCCGGCCUCCACGCCUGGUUCGCGGAGAUCGGCCUUCUAGGAGAGGGCGAUGGACCUGAGGAGAAGAAGAUUCCGUCUUGGCUUCUCCCUCAUUUCGCAGCAUCGGUUACGGCCUUGUCCAACUACACUGCCGAGCCGAUUGCAAAGGAGAAGUGCCCCAAGGUUACGACUAUCUGGUGUGAGGACGGUGUCUGCAAGCUACCCACCGACCCUCGACCCGACCCUUACCCUACCGGCCAUGCCCUCUUCCUUUUGGACAACCGAACCGACUUCGGCCCUAACCGCUGGGACGAGUACCUCGACAUUGAGAAGAUGACUUUCCACCACAUGCCCGGCAACCACUUCUCGAUGAUGCACGGUGACCUUGCCAAGCAGCUUGGUACCUUCAUGAAGGAAGGCAUCCACUCCUAAACUUCUCAUUUCUCUUAACCUCGUUCGCUUCAUCUCCGCCCAUUCUCUUGUACAUAGCAUCAUUCAAGCCCACGCUCCUUUAGUUAGCAUGGCUGAUGGCAAUUUGGGUUAUAAUAUCGGUGGACUCUUAACAGCCUAAGAUAGGCAGCUGGCGUUGAAUUUGGGAAGAAGACUGGGACUUAUAGACGUAUCGCAGCUGCUUGGUGCAUAUCAUAGGGUUAUCAUUAUGUACUCAAUAGGCCUCUCAUUAGACGAGGAGCUCAAUACACACAAAUUCGAGUAUCAAAGCUUAUUUAUAGAUUCCUCAAGUUCUCCC
This is a messenger RNA of Annulohypoxylon truncatum, 6911 nucleotides long. Its product is annotated as polyketide synthase. Gene Ontology annotation, molecular function: fatty acid synthase activity; phosphopantetheine binding; 3-oxoacyl-[acyl-carrier-protein] synthase activity. Gene Ontology annotation, biological process: fatty acid biosynthetic process; secondary metabolite biosynthetic process. Bases 125 to 6595 code for a protein of 2156 amino acids. NCBI's taxonomy places the organism in Eukaryota, Fungi, Ascomycota, Sordariomycetes, Xylariales, Hypoxylaceae. The transcript is spliced from 3 exons. The record is from RefSeq and is a predicted model, not a curated record.